Messenger RNA from Portunus trituberculatus (swimming crab), 2201 nucleotides. RefSeq names its product probable endonuclease 4. The record is from RefSeq and is a predicted model, not a curated record. Gene Ontology annotation, biological process: base-excision repair. The transcript has 9 exons. Bases 423 to 1703 code for a protein of 426 amino acids. NCBI's taxonomy places the organism in Eukaryota, Metazoa, Arthropoda, Malacostraca, Decapoda, Portunidae. Gene Ontology annotation, molecular function: zinc ion binding; DNA binding; phosphoric diester hydrolase activity. Gene Ontology annotation, cellular component: nucleus; mitochondrion.
AGGUUUGUAGCGGUACUGGCGGAGGGUGUGACAUUGUUUUUGGUAACUCGAUAAACCCAGUGGUCUACCCUUCACGUGUUACGGCAACUAGCUGCUAAUUCCUCCAGUGUUCUCUCAUUCACUUAAUGUACCGUGACAUUAAUGGUCAAUAAACACAAGAAUUCAGUCGACUCAGUGCCCAGUGUCCACUCGUCGGCCCCACAGUCCGAUUGCCUCAAGGGUGCUGACGGCGGCGCAUUGUGAAGUAAAGUGCUCUUUGUCAGACUCAGACACGCAAGUUACACGGACCACCAAGCAUCGCCACACACCACAGCACGACACUACCACCAUCACUACACACCAUACUAAGUCAUCCUUGGCGCACCGACCUUCUCAGCCCCUGACUACUUAGGAAGAACAAAGAAGUAACUGAAGAACAAAAGAUGAGUAAAAAUGAAAAAAUAAAGAUAGGUGGACAGAAAGUAUCCAAAAACGUAGCUGAGGAUAAGAUGGCAAAGAAAAAAAAUGCUAGAACUGCAAAGAAGCUAGACAAAAGAGUUGUGAAAAGAGAAAUUGAAAACGAUAAUGUAGUUGAGAGAAGAGAACCACCAAAAAAGCGGAUAAAAAAAACCACUGACAGUCCUGCACCUCAUGACAGCCAGCCACAGGCCACCAGUGGCAAGAGAAGAAGGGGUAAGAAAGUGGCCAAAAGUGACACUGAAGAACCAAGUGAAGAUAUAAAGGCAGUCAAGAUUGAAGUAAAGGGGGAAACUGAUGCACCUACCAAGAAAUUCAAGAAAGGAGAGGAUGUGCCAGUCCCUCGCCCACUUAAAUAUGAGAGCCUGGGAAGCGGUCCCCCACCUGUACCUUUUACAGGGCGAAAGUACAUGGGGUCUCAUGUCUCAGCUGCUGGUGGAAUCUGGAAUGCCUUUGACAAUGCCAAGGAAUGCAACUCAAAAUCAUUUGCCAUCUUCCUUCGCAACCAACGCCAGUGGAAUGCUAAGCCACUGGAUGAGGAAACUGUUCUCAAGUGGAAGGAGGUUGGGAAGGACUUUGCUCCACACUUGAUCCUCCCACAUGGUUCUUAUCUCAUGAACCUUGGCUCCCCUAUGCCUGAGGUGUUACAGAAGAGCCGUUGUAUGCUGCAGGAUGAACUCAAGCGGUGCCAGCGCCUUGGCAUCCCUCACUAUAACUUUCAUCCAGGCUCCACCACAGGGAAGAUUACUCGAGAGGAGUGCUGCAAGACCAUCGCUGAGAGUAUCAACAUUGCCCACAGCCAGACUGAGGAUGUGAUCUGUGUGCUGGAAAACAUGAGUUGUCAGGGCUUCACAAUUGGGGGUGACUUCCAUGAGUUGCGCCUCAUCAUAGAGCACGUGAAGGACAAAUCACGUGUUGGAGUCUGUCUGGACACCUGCCACUCACAUGCUGCAGGAUAUGACCUUUCCACAGAAGAAGGGUUCAAAGAGUUCUCUGAGGACUUUGAAAAGAUCAUUGGAUGGCAGUUUCUUCGAGGACUCCACAUUAAUGAUUCUAAAGGAAAACCCGGUGACCACCUGGACCGUCACGAGAACAUAGGCAAGGGAACCAUUGGCCUGGAGGGCUUCCGGCGAGUGAUGAAUUGUGACCACUUCAAUGAUCUUCCUCUUAUCUUGGAAACCCCCUGGACCAGCAAUGCAGGCUAUGCUAGUGAGGUGAAGAAGUUGGAGUCGAUUAUUAAGAAAUAGUGAUGAUGGUGUGACAGUAUCUAUGGUUAGUUGAUGCAGGGCAGGGCAAGAUUGAGUCUCAGGUUAUUUUUCUAUAAACCAUUAUCAUUGAGGUGAAGAAAUGAAGCUUGAUGAAGAGAGCUUAAGACAGUAAUUAAAUUAAUAUAUGAUAUUGGGAAGUAUUAUCACUUUGUAAGUCAGGAUAUGCUCACUUUACAUAUAAGAUAUUUUUCUACAUUUGUAGUUAUUAAUUGAUAUAGUAUGUAGUUGACAUUCAUUUCAAAUUGGGGUACCCAUAAGAAUGAUGAUUUAUAGGAGGUUGUUCCCUGUCCCCUUUCACCCUUCUUUUUAGUCAUCUUUUGACACACUGCUGAGUGUGCUGUUAAUCUGUGUCCUUUCUACUAAGGAAAAAUUUACAUACAUUUUGUAUUAGUUUGUGCCUUUUGCUUUUGUGAUAUGAAGAUAUGCAUCAAUUCAUUUUGUCAUUUGGAAUAAACAUUAAAAAUCAGUGGUUACUAA